AUGAAGUCUUCAUUCAAAAUCAGGGCAAAAAAAGUUCACAUGAAUUACAUACAGAAACGUGCCUUGCAUGUAACUUCUCGAUUAUGCAAUGUGGUGACAGCAGUUUGUCCGGGCCAAGGAAACAUUUCCCCACAUCUUUUUUCACUUGCACAUCAUCAAAUAGACCAACUUAAAAACUCAAAAUAUCAAGAAUUGAUACAGUGGGCACAAGAGACAUUACCUGAAGUUCCAAUAGCCAAAUAUUUUAGCGGUAAAACAUAUCCAGAUGCAGUAUUGUCUCAAAACGAACUUUCACAAACUUCGUUUGUUCAACCUCUAGUUUUACUUUCAACUUAUAUCAACUAUUCUAUUUUCAAGGAUAUGUUCGACUGGGAUAUCAAGUCUGCAAAUUACUUAUUGGGACACUCACUUGGUGAAUUAAGUGCUUUGGUUGUGCAGGAUGUAAUUUCUUUAGAAGAAGGUUUGAGAGUUGCUUAUCAAAGAGGCAAGCUAAUGGAAAAAGCUUUGUUAGUGAAUACCUCUGAUAUACAUGGCAAUAUACCCAAAGACGACUGGGGAAUGGUUGCACUAAUGUUCCAAGAUCGUGACUUUAAGAGCAUAACAAAAGUGUGUCAAGAAGAUAUACAUUUCAAUAUUGCCAACGUAAAUGGUUAUGGGCAAAUUGUUGUCUCUGGACAUGCAGCUGAGCUUCGUGAAAAAAUAGCUGUACUAGAUCAGAUUCAGAAAGAGUUAGUUCGUUCAAAACAAUGGAGGAGUAAAAUACGUAAAGUCUGGCUCGAUACAAAAGUUCCUGCCCACCAUCCUAUUUUCAAUGAUAUUAAAGAGGAACUAAAAAGCAUGAUUCAUUUAAAAUCUGAUGUAUUAUAUGUUCCUGUGGUAUGUAACUUGAAUGGUCUUGUGGUGAUGAAAAACAGUCAACGUGUGGUUGAUAACUUUGUUGAUGUUACGAGUAAGCCUGUCCAGUUUGUGAAGUGCUUAGAAACAAUUGUUCCUUUUAAAAACGAGCAAGAUGAAACUUAUAAGUUCCUUAAUGUAAGUGAAAUAACUUACGGGCUAAUCAAACGAGUUUUUGCCCGCAAUGAAAAGUGUGAGGUUUAUGAUUUGAUUUCUGAAGCUGAGAAAAGUUUGUAG
Molecule: messenger RNA, 1131 nt
Organism: Pichia membranifaciens NRRL Y-2026
Lineage: Eukaryota; Fungi; Ascomycota; Pichiomycetes; Pichiales; Pichiaceae
Exons: 1
Coding region: 1-1131 (376 amino acids)
Biological process (GO): fatty acid biosynthetic process
Cellular component (GO): mitochondrion
Molecular function (GO): [acyl-carrier-protein] S-malonyltransferase activity
Source: RefSeq, a predicted model, not a curated record